CCAACGUAGUCGCGUAUAUAUGUGCGUAGUCUUGCCUACUACGUGAACCUCGCGACAACACGCGACGUUUCACUACGCGAAUACGUCAUUUUACGAAUUUUUGCGGUUGUAUCUGUGAAAUGACCACCUAAAUACUCUAUGGUGACUCAUGAAAAAAAAAGAGUGACAUUUGAAUUUGGAAAACCGGGAAAAACGAUUUUCGUAUCAGUGUUUGUACUUGUGCGUGAAUGAAAACUGUUUAUGGAUUUUCUGAAAUUUCCGUGACGGUACGAACGCUACAUUUGUCCUUCAAUAGCAUCUACUUUAUAAAUCACAGCCGGAACGAAUCAAAGGAUAAUACAUCAAUUGAGAACACCCUAAAACAAAUAUGGCUACCAAUACGUUAGAAUCCAAAAAUAAAACCAAUCUCAACACAUAGGGGAAGUGCAGUGUACUUUUCAAAAUGUAAAAGUAAAAAUAAACUUUAGGAUAUCCGGAUGAAUGUACCUUUAAAAGGAUAAUAAUGACGAACUAAUUCAACAGAAUAUGAAUGUGUGUAUGGAGUGACAUUACAAAUUCAUAUGAAUGUGUUCAUUCAGUGGCAUUGUUCAUAAUGUCGAACUAUUAUAGGAUGAGGUUGACGAGUCGGUGUGUUAAACCCUUGUUUCUGUUGUUGCGGACUUGGUGGUGUUGUGUUUUUGUGUUGUGUGUUUGUGUUGGUGUGUGCGGUGGUUACGUCGAGCAGAAGUUCGCGAUGGAGCCUCAAGAUCAGACUGCAGUGGUAGGGUCUAGGGUAACCUUACCCUGUAGGGUGGAGAACAAGGCAGGUCAGCUGCAGUGGACGAAGGACGACUUCGGCCUUGGACUGCAUAGGGAGCUCAGUGGUUAUGACCGGUAUAAGAUGAUCGGCAGCGAUGAAGAGGGUGAUUACUCGUUAGACAUCAGAGAGGUGACGCUUGAUGACGAUGCGAAAUAUCAGUGCCAAGUCAGUUCUGGAUCAAGAGGUGAACCCGCAAUUAGGUCACGCUAUGCCCGCCUCACAGUGCUCGUACCGCCUGAACCACCAAAAAUACUGCAAGGGAAUUUCUACUCUACGCCAGAAGACAGAAUAAUCAAAUUGGAAUGCGUCUCCGUUGGAGGCAAGCCACCAGCUGAAAUCACGUGGGUGGACAGCAACGCAGGGGUUUUGACGCAGGGCGUGACGACCACCGUCGAACCUUUGUCGGAUGGACAGAGAUUUACUACGAGGUCCAUCAUAAGGAUGGCUCCUAAACAAGAGCAUAACAACCAAACAUUCACAUGUCAAGCACAAAACACCGCCGAUCGAGCGUACAGAGCUGCAAGUAUACUAAUUGAGGUGAAAUACGCGCCGAAAGUGAAGAUACGGAUUAAAUCCGGGAGGCGGAUACCCGAAGGACAAGACGUCGUUAUAAGCUGCACUGCUGAUGCAAAUCCGGGCAAUCUGACUUUCAGAUGGGUUAUGAACGAGUCAAUUAUUGGGAAUAGUUCGGAACUGAAAAUAACGAACAUUUCCCGCGCUUACAACGGGGCAGUUCUGAAGUGCAUGGUCUUCAACGAGGUCGGAAAAAGCGAGGAGACAGAAAUCCUCGAGAUUACUUAUCCCCCGUCAUUCAGGAGCUACCCGAAAGACGUAGAAGCGGAAGUGGGCAAGCAAGUGACACUGAGCUGUGAUGUCGAUGGGUUUCCAGCACCGGAAAUAAGAUGGCUGCACUAUGAAGAAGACACUAAUAUCCGCGUGGGCCGGACGCCAAACCUGACGCUAACCGUGGACACACACACUUCAGGGCGGUACCUUUGUAAGGCGAGCGUUGAGGGAUACCCUGAAAUCGAGACUGAGGCGUCUAUAUUUAUCAAAGGUCCGCCAAAAAUCAUUUCCAAUCACACACAGUUUGGGUCUCAAGGUGACACAGUCAACAUAGAGUGCGCAGCGUUCUCCAUACCAAGAAUAGACACCAUCAUCUGGACUUAUGAAGACAAAGAAAUUGACACGGUCCACGAUCAUGAUUACUUGUUCCGAGAAGACUUACAAGCGGGUGGCAUCGUCAAUUCCACACUGACCAUUCGUGAGAGCCAGUCCAGACACUUCGGCGUUUACAAAUGCAACGUCUCUAAUGACUAUGGGAGUGAUACCUUGGAGAUCGUCCUGAGGCCCACCAAAACGUUUCCCCUACUGCUGAUCCUGUUUGGAGUGACAUCGGGUACCAUAAUGGUGGCAGCUGUAAUAAUGCUAGUGAUCCUAUGUCAGAGGAAGCAAAGAAAGAAUAAACAAGCGCAAGUAACAGAGAAGCCAGAUGUCACUGUUACUGCUGAGGAACUUUUCAAGGAAAACGAUAGAAAUUCUAAUAUAAGCGAUCUGAAACUGGAACUUCGACAAGCGAAUGGCAGUUGCGAAAUCGAUUAUUCAAACACUGGAUCGGAUAGUACAUUAUGUUCUAACGCCAAAUUGGGGAGCGGCAUCCCCUUGGCCGGGUCCGUGCCGAUGUCUGCGAUAAAUCAAUCCAACGCCUACCAACCCUAUAGGUAUAGUAAUGAUUAUACCGAUCCUGCUUACGUGGACUGUUAUAAGGUGAAUGGUUUUACUAAUGGCUACCAAACCUACGUGCACUACGGACAUGACUACACACCGGGUUCUUUGAGAGUACAGUCGCCUACACUAGGAAGCGAGAAACUUACACCUAACAGGUCAAUAAACGGCAGUUUACCCAGAAGCGUGGACACGCCAUCAUCAACUCAAUACAACGCAAGUAACGGCUCGCAAAGUAACUCUUUACAGCGAGCAACCAAGCGGCCGGACAAUAGUAACACAUUGCCAAGUGAAGGUGCCAGAGUGCCUAACGGCGGUAUAAUUCAAGGCGUGGACGUGCGUUAUGCGGCCACUUACGGCAAUCCGCACUUAAGGACAGGAUUAAGCACCGUGCACACUGCGAAGCCUGCUUCGACACCCGCACCGCCACCUUACUCCUCUGUUAGGAAUUCUGUUAUAUUACCGUCAGGUACAUCGUCACAUUCGAUAACAUCGCCUACGAGCCUUGCGUCGCCUCAAUGUGCCACAAGUCCUAUCACCAACUCAACAAUGUCGACGGAUAGUGCACAGCCAGCUCAGGUGGGAGUUGUGACGUCAUCCGGCACUCCUCAGUCGCCAAGUUCGCACUACAUACUCGCGCCGUCGAAUCGAUCCCUCACCAAUGCGUCGGUUACCAAGAAAGGUAACAGUCAUCAGCAGCCGUUAGCGACUCAUGUGUAAGCGUUCCUAAAAAACUUGUUUAUGUAGUAUCAAAAAGUUUAUCCAAACUAAAACUAAGUGUUAUUAAUUUAGUGAUUAAACGUUUGUGGGUUUCCAGACUAAAAAAAAAAACUCUUUGGUGAAAAUCACUUUUAUACGUGACUGUGCGGUAUUUUAAAAACGGUCUGCAAAAAAGACUUUUUAAAUUAAUUAAUUUUAUUCGAAUUAAAUGUAAAAAUAUUAUAAUACUGUAAGAUAGAAUUUAGUUCCAAUAACGUGAAUUGUUAUAAUUUUAUUUUAAAUUUUUAACUUUUUUUAAUAUUAUAAUGUUUUUUCGAAGUUCAAUUAAAACAAGGCCUACA
Messenger RNA from Maniola jurtina (meadow brown), 3585 nucleotides. RefSeq names its product irregular chiasm C-roughest protein-like (gene rst). Lineage: Eukaryota; Metazoa; Arthropoda; Insecta; Lepidoptera; Nymphalidae. Gene Ontology annotation, biological process: cell-cell adhesion. Bases 530 to 3244 code for a protein of 904 amino acids. Gene Ontology annotation, cellular component: cell-cell junction. The transcript is spliced from 23 exons. The record is from RefSeq and is a predicted model, not a curated record. Gene Ontology annotation, molecular function: cell adhesion molecule binding.